UUUUAAUAUCUCUCUAAAACGCUUUGGAGCUGACUCAGAAAAGCUCGGUCUUUUACUGCAUUCAGACAAUGGCGAUUGAAGACCACGAGAACCCACAUCGAGUAAUCAAACCUAAGAACAGAAGAAUCAUGGGAGCUGAUGAAGAAGAGAAUCAUCAAUGGCCUCAGUGGCUAAAGCCUCUACUGAAAGAACACUUCUUUGUUCAAUGUGACGUUCACUCACCCAAAAGCGAAUGCAAAAUGUAUUGCUUGGACUGUACCAAUGGCUCUCUUUGCUCUCUCUGUCUUGCUCAUCACAAGGAUCAUCGUACCAUUCAGAUAAGGAGAUCAUCUUAUCAUGAUGUGAUAAGAGUCAAUGAGAUUCAGAAGUAUUUAGAUAUCUUCAGCAUUCAGACGUAUGUGAUCAACAGCGCAAAGGUUGUGUUUUUGAAUGAAAGGCCUCAGCCUAAGCCCGGUAAAGGAGUUACUAAUACCUGCCAAGUCUGUUAUCGUGGCCUUGUUGAUGAUUGCUUCCGCUUCUGCUCUCUUGGCUGCAAGGUAGCAGGAACUACUAGGAGCUUUGAGAAGAAAGUGAAGCAUAUACCAAUGGGGUCAGAGGAUUCAAGCAGCAUCAGUUCAGGAGUAGAGGAUAACAUUCCAAAUCCACAGAGUUUAUCUCCAUCAACACCUCAGCUUACUACUUCUACUUCUUUGCGGAAAAGACAAAGAAAGGGAAUCCCUUUCCAGUCUCCACUGCAAUGAGAGAUCAGACCGCAAAGUAUACAAAGACACAGAAAUAAAAAGGUUUUUAACUUUCUCUUCCACCGAAGAAGGGCCUUGGGUUUAUGCUUAUUAAGUAGUCUAAUAACUAGUAAGUGUAUAUAUAUGAUAUCUUCUUGUAUAUUUUUAGUAUGAUGCAAAUGUGGCUAAACAGGGAGUGAUACUAUGUGGGGGUUUAGGGGGUUAAAAGUGGUAAUAAGACAAGAUACUUGGGGCUUUUAAGUAGUUGUUUUUUGACAAAGUCCCUUAUGUGUAAAUUUGGUUUUGAUAAAUUAUAUAACAAGAAGAUAUUACGUGAAAUGUUUAUGCAAACCUGAACCCUGAGACAGGCCUAUUGUUGUGAAGAACCUUCACCUUGUC
Eruca vesicaria subsp. sativa (arugula) is the source of this 1118-nucleotide messenger RNA. Lineage: Eukaryota; Viridiplantae; Streptophyta; Magnoliopsida; Brassicales; Brassicaceae. The record is from the annotation of a GenBank genome assembly.